Molecule: messenger RNA, 738 nt
Organism: Leishmania braziliensis MHOM/BR/75/M2904
Lineage: Eukaryota; Euglenozoa; Kinetoplastea; Trypanosomatida; Trypanosomatidae
Exons: 1
Coding region: 1-738 (245 amino acids)
Cellular component (GO): endoplasmic reticulum
Molecular function (GO): misfolded protein binding; protein-folding chaperone binding
Source: RefSeq, a predicted model, not a curated record
AUGCACGUGAGUAGAGUGGCAUUCAUCGGGCUUCGCCGCGUCACCUGCUUGGUGGGCGGCCACCGCCUUUCAUUCAGCGACCCGGCUGCCGUCGCCCUCUCUGCCGCCUCGCUCCGAACGCAGGGCCGCUAUGCAAGCAGCAAGAACCCGUACGCGGUGCUCGCCAUUAAGGAAGGCGCUGAUAAGGCCGAAAUCAAAAAGGCGUACCGUAUCCUAGCCCGUAAGCACCACCCUGAUGCCCCUGGCGGUAGCGACGAAAAAUUCCGCGAGGUGCAGGAGGCGUACGAGCAAAUCAAGAGUGGCGUGUGGAUCCGAAAGGACCAGGACAGCAGCGGCGGCGACGGCGGUGGCGGCAACGCGAACCGCUACAGCGGCUUCCGCUAUACGACCCGCACGCACCACAGGAGCAAGGUCAGCUACGACCAGUUUUACGAGGAGAUGCACACAGGGCGUGUCAAGAAGGACCCGUUUGCUGACGACGUCGACGAGGCAGAGAAUCCGGCGGCGAAGGACCCGCGCCGCAACCCUUUCGCGAUGAACGAGAUCGCCUUCCAGGCGUGGCUGCGCUUUAUCAUUAUGUGGUGUGUCGUCUUCUGUAGCCUUCGCCUUGUGCUGUUUUUGCUGUUCCCCCCCAAAUGGGAGAAGCCGCCACGCAAGCCGCCGCCGCGCGAGUUACGUGGCCGCAAGCCGCCACCGCCAAAGCCGCUAGGACGCACCGAGGAUGUUAUUGUGGCGUAG